CCCCCCCCCAUCCCCGGCCCAUUAGCUGCAUUCGGUAGGAAAUGGCUGCGAGACCUAGGAGGCCUUGAGGCCCGCCGGGUUACACUUAUAGAACUCUGGUAUUCCUGUGAUGGAACAUGCUGUAAAUCCAGAAUCAUCAGUGGCAUUUAAAUCUGAGUCAAGCUUGGACAAUAUGGAAAGUAAUUCCCAAGGUUUGGAUGAUAAAGGUGACCCAAGUAAUGAUGAGACUCCAAAAGCAAUUAAACCUACAAGUAAGGAGUUUAGGAAAACAUGGGGUUUUCGAAGAACUACCAUUGCAAAACGUGAGGGUGCGGGAGAUGCUGAAAUAGAGUCCCUUGAUCAACAACCACAACAGCAGCAACAAAGCCUCUCCCUUCGUCGAAGUGGACGCCAGCCCAAGCGUACAGAAAGAGUAGAAGAAUUUCUUACAACAGUUAGAAGGAGAGGAAGGAAAAAUGUUCCUGUUACCCUGGAAGAUUCAAGUGAACCAGCCUCCUGUCCAGUUACAGAUGUAGAAACUGCUUCGGAAGGGAGUGUGGAAAGUACUCCUGAAACUAAAACUGGUCCGAAAUCUGACUCCAGGAAUGUUAAGGGUCAGCCUGCUGCAGUUACAAAAGGAACAAAAGAUGAUGAUGAUGAUGAAGAAGAAGAUGACACUUCUGAUAGUGACAGUGAUGGAUUGACAUUGAAAGAACUUCAAAAUCGUCUUAGAAGAAAGCGUGAACAAGAACCCUCUGAAUUGACCCUGAAAGGUAUACAAAACCGCCUAAGGAAGAAACGUCGUGAAGAGGAUCCCACAGAAACUGUUGAUGUUGAGGCAGGCAAUACAGUGGAAACUGAGGUGCCUAGUAAGCAAGAACCUGAGACAGUGGAUCAAGUAGCUGCACCCCAAGAGUCUAAAGAAGACCAGGAUAUUAAGUUGGAGGGGAAAUCUCCUCAGGGAAUCAAAGAUGAAGAACCUGAAGAGUUAGUGAAGCGAAAACCAGAAUGUGAGGUUUAUGAUCCUAAUGCAUUAUAUUGCAUAUGUCGACAACCUCAUAACAACAGAUUUAUGAUUUGCUGUGAUCGGUGCGAGGAAUGGUUUCAUGGUGAUUGUGUAGGGAUUUCUGAAGCUCGUGGGAGGCUUUUGGAAAGGAAUGGAGAAGAUUAUAUCUGUCCAAAUUGCACCAUCCUACAAGUACAGGAUGAGACUGCUUCAGAAUCUGAUCAGCAGGAAGCUAAGUUUAGACAUGAAAAUGCUGAUGGUACAGAACUGACAAGUAUAGGAACGAUAGAGCAAAAAUCCAGUGAAGAUCAAGGAAUCAAGGGUAGAAUUGAAAAGGCUGCCAAUCCAAGUGGCAAGAAAAAGCUCAAAAUAUUUCAACCUGUUAUUGAGACUCCUGGUGCCUCAAAAUGUAUUGGUCCUGGUUGUUCCAGUGUGGCUCAACCUGACUCAGUAUAUUGUAGUAAUGAUUGUAUACUUAAACAUGCUGCGGCCACCAUGAAAUUUCUGUCUGCUGGCAAAGAACCAAAACCAAAAGUAAAAGAAAAGCCAAAAUCGAAACCUGAAAAAUGCAGUCUUCCAAAAUCUGGUGUUCAGGCAGGUAUUAAAAUGUCUUCUGUCCAGAAGAGGCCAGCUCCUGACAAAAAAGAAAACAUUGCAAAGAAAACUGUGGUAACAGCACCUAGGAAUGAAGGACUUGUUAAGGAAACAACUUCAGAAAGCAGCACACCAUCCUGGGCAAGCGAUCACAAUUACAAUGCAGUAAAGCCAGAAAAGACUGCUGCCAUUUCAUCAUCACUGUUAUAUAAAUCCAUGAAAGAAGAGAAAAGGGUGGAAGAUAAAAUGGCCACACCCCUUCCUGUGACAAAAAAAGUCAUUCCUUCAACUUCAGCUUCUGUUACUGGGAAACAAACCUCUUCUUUGCCUAGAAACAUAGUCCCAAAGAAGUCCCCUUCUUUUAUUAAUUCUUCAGUUACUAAACAAACCAUUAAAAAUUCACCUGGAGGCUUCAAAGGUGUCAUCCCCAAGAAGUCAUGGUUGUCUGGCAAUCCAUCAGGCAGUGUUUCCAAUACCAAGCAGUCAGGACAGACUUCUGCAGCAUCAGCUUCUAAAAAAUUAAAUGUUUCUUCCACGUUAGCUGGAGGACCUAAAAAACCAGUAGCACCUUCUGCUAGUCCUGCUUCUUCAUCAACUCCAGGAAAAUCAGGAGCUAGUCCCUCCCAGUCACAACCUAAUUCUCAAAUUCGACAAAAUAUAAGACGAUCUUUAAAGGAAAUUUUGUGGAAAAGAGUCAAUGAUAGUGAUGACUUAAUCAUGACAGAAAACGAAGUAGGAAAAAUUGCUCUGCAUAUUGAAAAAGAGAUGUUCAACUUAUUUCAAGUUACAGAUAAUCGGUACAAGAGUAAAUAUCGCAGCAUCAUGUUUAAUCUCAAGGAUCCAAAAAAUCAGGGACUUUUUCAUCGGGUUCUUCGUGAAGAAAUCUCUCUGGCAAAACUUGUGAGAAUGAAACCUGAGGAACUUGUCUCUAAAGAAUUAUCAAUGUGGAAAGAGAAGCCAACAAAAUCUAUGAUAGAAUCCAGAAAUAAACUACACAGUGAAAGCAAGAAGUCUGUCAUGAAACAGGAAACCAUACCAGAUAUGGAAGAUUCUCCACCAGUGUCAGACUCAGAUGAACAAGAAUUGGCACGAGCUGUGCCUGAAAAAAGUAGUGCUCCUCUCCUUGAUGUUUUUAGCAGUAUGUUGAAAGAUACAACAAGUCAACAUCGGGCUCAUCUUUUUGAUUUGAACUGCAAAAUUUGUACAGGUCAGGUGCCAUCAUCUGAAGAUGAACCAGCCCCAAAGAAACCAAAGUUGUCAGCUUCUGUUAAGAAGGUGGAAUCAAAAUCAAAAUUUGACAGCUCUGGUUCUGGGCCUAUUUCUAAUCCUGCUGAUGAAUUGAUAUCUGAAGCCAUAGCUGAAAGUGCUUCUGAACCAGAAGUCGAAAGUAUUUCUCAAAUGAAUUUGGAAAGAAAUUAUUUUCCUGUACCCCUGGGGCAUGGUAAUGCAGAACCAUCUUCAGUGGAAGAAAGUUCAUUAUACCCAAUCUCCUGCUCUGCUGGGGUUGUCACUACUGUAACAGUAUCUGGUAGGGAUCCCAGAACAGCCCUAAGCAGUUCAACUGCUGUCAAUACCUCAGCCACACGUCCUAGCUCUGGCCCUCUGACUGACAAACUUUUGACUGGAGAAACAAAACAAGAAAUGCUAAAACCUGUUUUGACACCAACGGCAGUACCAAAAUCUAUAUUGGCCAAGCCAUCAUCUUUGCCAGACCCAAGAUACUUACCAGUUCCUCCAUCUCCAAAUAUUAAUAUUCCAGAGUCGCGAUCCCCUCAAGAAGGAGAUACUUCCCUCUUUCUGUCUCGUCUCAACACCAUUUGGAAAGGAUUUAUCAACAUGCAAAGUGUAGCGAAGUUUGUCACUAAGGCAUAUCCGGUGUCUGGGUGUUUUGAUUAUCUCAGUGAGGACCUGCCAGAUACAAUUCACAUUGGUGGAAGAAUCUCACCCAAGACUGUUUGGGAUUAUGUUGGCAAACUCAAAUCUUCUGUAUCAAAGGAGCUGUGCUUGAUUCGUUUUCAUCCUGCAACAGAAGAAGAAGAAGUUGCCUAUAUUUCUCUCUACUCCUAUUUUAGCAGCCGUGGCCGUUUUGGAGUUGUAGCUAAUAACAACAGGCACAUCAAGGAUCUCUACUUGAUUCCACUGAGUGCUAAGGAUCCUAUUCCAUCAAAACUCUUGCCCUUUGAGGGACCAGGUCUUGAGUCACCACGUCCAAAUAUAAUACUGGGAUUAGUAAUCUGUCAAAAAGUAAAGCGACCUUCGAAUGCCGGAGAGUUGGAUAAGAUGGAAGAAAAACGAAGCAAACUUCAAACACAGGAAGAAAUUGAGGUGUCAGUCUAUCCCAAAGGAGUUACAUCUUCUCAAUCUGAAAAGAAACAAUCAAAGUAUCAGAUCUAUUCUGCAGAUGCUGGUGUCAGUACCACACCACCUGGAUCCCCACCACCACCACCACCACCUCCACCACCUCCACCACCACCACUCCCAGAUCCACCAGCAUCAUCAUCAGUAUUAAAAAUUCUAUCAUCACUUAAAACAGGGACUACAAACACCACAACUCCAUCAGUUUCAUCAGCAACUAUUACAGCUACAACUUCCUCCCCUGGUAACUCAUCUAGUUCAAAAACAGCUUCACCCCUAGAACACAUCUUGCAAACUCUUUUUGGGAAGAAGAAAUCAUUUGACUCAGCUGCUAAGGACUCAGAACUUACUUCAACUUUAAACCAAGAGUCUAAAAUGAUUGUGGACGAAGGAGUACCAGCAACUCCUUUGUUAGAUCCCAUUGUUCAGCAGUUUGGCAAAAUGUCAAAAGAUAAAACUCUAGAGGAGGAAGAGGAUGAUAGACCAUAUGAUCCUGAAGAAGAAUAUGAUCCCGAGAAAGCUUUUGAAACUCAAAUUACUGAAAGUGAAAAACGAUAUGAUCUUGAAAAACCUUCUGAAGUAUCAGAGAGGGAAGAUGUGGCUUAUGACCCAGAAGAUGAAACUAUUUUAGAAGAAGCUAAAGUUACUAUUGAUGACUUACCCAAUAAAAUGUGCACAGAUAGUAAAAAUUCCACAGAGAGGACAUCUGAAUAUGUGACCGAUAUCUCUGCUCCUUCUUCCUUAGUAGAACAGCAAAAAAUGCUAGAAGAAUUAAAUAAGCAAAUAGAGGAACAGAAGAGGCAACUAGAAGAACAAGAAGAAGCGCUUAGACAGCAAAGGGCUGCAGUUGGUGUUUCAAUGGCUCACUUUUCAGUGUCAGAUGCAUUGAUGUCACCACCUCCAAAAUCAUCUUUGACAAAGACUGAAUUAUUUCAGCAAGAGCAGCAAAUUGCAGAUAAGUCAGAUUCUUCAUCGAGUCAGUUAAUUCAUGCAGGAAGCCAAAGUUCAGAUCUAAGACAAUGUAGAGACCCACGACAGGCUAGAAGAAUAGCUACAGAAAAUAAUGAAAGUGAAAUGCUAAAGCCACUUUCCAGUUCCUCACAUAGUGGGACGCCUAUGAGAGAACCUCCUACAGUUGUUAAUAUGGGUCAGUUGCCUACACCACCACAAGAAGAAAAAGAAUUGAAUACAGCUACUCAGUUGAUAUAUAAUAAUGAUAAGUGGGUUCCAAGUGAAAAAGCUACUAUUCUUCUUGAUCAGGAUGGACAAAAUGAUAAGAAUGAAAGUUCAGAAACUACAUCCAAACAUCAUUUAGAAAAUACACAUCCAUCAGUACCAGAAGUUUCAUCUAAACCUUUACGAAAAGUACUCCUUCCAACACCUCCCAAUACAUCUUUUCAACCAAAUUUCCCAGUGCAGAAUGAUGGACAGAUAUUUAAUUCACCAACUGGAGCAAGCAGUCCUUUCUCAAAUACAGUAUUUACAUCUCAGGAAAAAUCUCUUAGCUCAUCCCAAUAUGAAGAUAGAAGAAAUCCCCAGUUUGCAGAAAAAAGUGCUUCAGCUGUUCAGGAUGAGGGAGAAAGAGGUUUACAAUCCAAACAUGAUGAUAACAGAGGAGUUCUUUCAUUUCCUUUAUCUGGACAAAAAGCCCCACCUCAAUCACAGUUUCAGGGACAAAAUGAACCUACAUAGAAUUAUGGAGCAGUUUCAGGACCUCAUGGACACUUUCCAGGACCAAGGGGACCAACACCCCAGUUUUCAGAAGAAAAUAAUUCUAGUACUGAGGGACAAAGAGGGCCUUCAUCUACGAGAUUUGGGGGACAGAAGGCACCUAUCCCUUCGUUAUUCUCUGGACAACACGGACCACCUCCUUUUGGUGACAACAGAGGUCCUUCACCUUCUUAUCUUGGUGGGCCUAGAGGAGUUGCACCAUCCCAAUUUGAAGAUCGUAGGGAUCCCCAUGGGGAAAAGGAAUUCCAAGAUUCUCAGUAUAGUGAGAUGACUAGCCCUCCUUCACAGUUUGAAGGUCCUGAACAAUCUCAAUUUAUGGGAAAUAGAGGCCCAGCACCUUUCCCAUUUGGAGGACAAAGAAGACCAUUACUAUCUCAAUUUAAGGGACCCCGAGGAGGCCCUCCUCCUGCUCAGUUUGGAGGUCAAAGGGGACCACCACCACCUGGCCAUUUUGUGGGGCCAAGGGGUCCCCAUCCCAAUCAGUUCGAUGGCCCCCGGGGUCCCCAUCCCAACCAGUUCGAAGGCCCCCGGGGUCCCCAUCCCAACCAGUUCGAAGGCCCCCGGGGUCCCCAUCCCAACCAGUUCGAAGGCCCCCGGGGUCCCCAUCCCAACCAGUUCGAAGGCCCCCGGGGUCCCCAUCCCAACCAGUUCGAAGGCCCCCGGGGCCCCCAUCCCAACCAGUUCGAAGGCCCCCGGGGCCCCCAUCCCAACCAAUUUGAAGGUCCCCGUGGCCCUCAUCCCAACCAGUUCGAAGGUCCCCGAGGGCCCCAUCCCAACCAAUUUGAAGGUCCUCGAGGUCCAGCACCAAACUUCAUGCCAGGACCAAGGGUUAUUCAACCACAGCAAUUCGAAGAACAAAGAGUAAAUUCACCACCAAGAUUUGCAAACCAGAGGGGUCCAACACCCCUUCAAUUUGGGCCAAGGGAUCUGCCUCCAUUUUCAGAAAAAAAUGAACAGCCCCCUUCAAGAUUUCACUCAGGACAAUCUCCACAGGGUAUGAAACCUGCUCCAAGACCACUACUUGAACUUCCAAGCCAUCCACCACAACACAGGAAGGAGAGAUAAGAAGCUGGUCCAUCUGCUCCUCUACCAACAAAUGUGUCUGGACAGGCCUCAGAAUCAGAAUCACAGUGGCCAUCAUCUGAUUUCCGUGAUGGCAAAAGUCAUGAAUAUAGAAAUCAAACUUUUGAAGGGAGACAGCGAGAAAGAUUUGAAGGAAGCACUAAAGAAAAGUCUUCAGAUGAACCUGAAACCCAGCUCUCAGAAAAUAGACAAGGAAGAGGAUUGAAGAUGAAGAGAGACCGAGAUCAUGGGAAACCUUGGGAAAGAGAGCGUGGCCGAAAUUGGAGUAGAGACAGGGAAAGAGAUUGGGAUAGAAACAGAGAUUGGGAAAGACACCGAGAAAAAGACUCUACUCGAGAUUGGGACAAAAAUAAAGAGAGGAAUCCAAAUAGGGAUAAGGAUAGGGAAUCAGACCGCAACAAGGAAUGGGACAGAAACAGAGAGAGAAGCAGAAAUAGAGAUCGGGACCGUGAAAGAGACCGAGACAGGAGACGGGAUCGAGACAGAUCAAGAAGCAGAGACAGAGAUCGAGAUCGAACAAGAGAAAGGGACAGAGAACGAGAUAGGGACCGAGAAAAAGACAGAGAACGAGAUAGAGGAAAAGACCGUAAAGACAGAAGUAAAAGUAAAGAGAGUAGUAGGGAUUCAAAGCCAGAAGAACAGAAAGAAACUCAAAAACCAGCUGAAACAGAAGGUUCAUCUUCGAUUCAAACAUAAAUGUUUGAGAGUAAUGUGUGGGUGUGUGUGUGUGUAUAUAUGUAUGUGUAUAUUAUAUAUAUAUUUGGGGGGGAAGACUUUACAUGGGGUUUGGUUGUAUAUAUUCAAUGUUGCAAAAAUCCCUUUUAAAAGCCAGCCUUACACAAAAUAUAUUCAAGGAAAAUAGUUUUUGAAACUGCUAUGAAAUUAGAUGGAGUGGAACCAUUCUGGACUUCAGCUUACUGUAAUUUUGUGUACAAUAUGUUUUCUUACAAAAUUUCACAUCUUACAAUUCUGAAAUGAUUUUUUUACUUAACUCUUAAAAUUUCCAUUUAAAAUUAAUACAGAAAUGGGAAAAGUCUAUAAAAAGCAUAUUGCUUUUUUCAUAUUAAAAAGUUAUGUUUUUCAAUAACUUGACUGUAUUUGUAAACUUUUAAGGAACUUCAGUGGACCUUAGGAGCCAUACCUUUACUUACAUCUCACGUGUAGUAUUUCUGCGUAAAAAAAAAUUUUUUUUACGGGUUUCUUAGUAUGUGCUUUACAAGAGGGUCAUGUAUUCUGUCCUGUGCUGAUUUUACUAUAGGUGGACUGCAUGUAUUUAUGAAGUCAUUGUGAAAGAACACAGUAUUAGUAGUUUAUAAUUAAUGGAGUGUUAAGAAAUGCAGAGCUUAUAUAAAUGACUAUCUUUUUCAUGUAAAGGAUAGUGUUCAAACCAGGAAACAACUAAAAAGAAAACCUGAACUUUUCCCUCCGAUUUUUCUGUUGCCUUUUAAAAUGCUGUUUAAAAAAUCUUUGAUAAAAUAACAUCCAUGUGUCCAAGUAAAAUCUAUCAGACUUUUAAAUGUCAAUUCAUUGGAAAUGUUUAAAUUCUACAAACACAAGCAAAAAAGUGUGAGAAAUAAAUUAAGGAUAUUUUUAAGCUGUUUCUUUGGUUUGAACAAUCAGGAACAUUUUGUUUGUAGAAUAGUGCUAUUUAAGCAGUUCUUCAGUAAUUUCUAGGCAAAAUGUACCUAGCUUAGAACUGUCUUCAAUACUGAUGGUGUGUUUAAAAGUUUACCACUGAAAAAAGUUGAUGAAAGUAAAAGUGAUAUAAGUUGAAGUACUACAAACUAAGUGGAAAGUUUUCACUGUGAAAUACAGUAUACUGCUUCUUUUCAUCUAUUUUUCAAGUACUAAAGUGUGAAAUAGAGAAAACCUUGCUAAUUUAUUUGACUGUUACAAAUACACUUUGAUAAUUUUUAUAUUUUCAUAACUACUUUUGCAAUAUAUAAAUUAGAAAAUAUCAUUGCUUCUUGGAGUCUGUUGCUCCACUAUACAUCACUACGGAUUUUACAAUUUAUAUAGGCACAAAAUUCUUUAAGUUCUGAAAGCCCAUCAGCAACUUAGUAAUUUGGAUGAUUUGUAUUAUAAACCAAGAGUUAGAAUGUUAAAUUACAUAUAGGUGU
Molecule: messenger RNA, 8868 nt
Organism: Dromiciops gliroides (monito del monte)
Lineage: Eukaryota; Metazoa; Chordata; Mammalia; Microbiotheria; Microbiotheriidae
Gene: DIDO1
Product: death inducer-obliterator 1
Biological process (GO): apoptotic signaling pathway; DNA-templated transcription
Cellular component (GO): nucleus
Source: RefSeq, a predicted model, not a curated record